Molecule: messenger RNA, 3179 nt
Organism: Polistes canadensis
Lineage: Eukaryota; Metazoa; Arthropoda; Insecta; Hymenoptera; Vespidae
Product: ornithine decarboxylase-like
Exons: 9
Coding region: 621-1949 (442 amino acids)
Cellular component (GO): cytoplasm
Molecular function (GO): ornithine decarboxylase activity
Source: RefSeq, a predicted model, not a curated record
AAUAUUAUAGGAUGUCUUUAGGAGCCCUUUCUGGGAAUUCUUAAUGGUGUAUGUUUCGGUUGGAAGAUAUUUCGCGACUCGGUGUAUCCUUUCGUUAUUUUAUGAAAUAGAGGAAGUUGUUAUAAUAUCCGGUAUCGAAGUUAGAAUGUUCGUUCGUGCCGUAUAAGCUGUUACGAACGUUUAAACGAAUGUUUGGUUUCGAUAUUUUGUCGAAGAAAUCGUUCGCGAUUGAAUAUAGUAAGCACUGGUCACCGAACGAACUAAUUUUUCAUAUUUUUCGAACGAUUUGACUGAUUUUUGGGAUCCAGUCACCGAAAACUUCCAUCAUUCCGUCAAUAACCGAGUGCCGACCCGCUGGGUGGCGAUCUUUCGAUAAGGGUUCUCUCUGCGAUAGGCUGGUAAGCCAGUCUACCGUUGGGCGUGUAACAACCAGCGGCAACUGGAAGUUGGCCCUGAACGCAGAGCCCCCGUGGCUUUGCUAGCACCCCCACAGUGAUUUUGUUUUAACCCGCUUCCUCACGACUCUACCAAUUCUUGUUGACAGCUGCCUCUUUGCUGCCUAGCCCCUGCAGAGUACCAUUUAAGUCUUAGAGAAAAAAAAACAUAAAAAAGCAUUCAAUAUGAAGGUAUCAAGUUCGGAUGAACGUAUCCAUGUGUUGGACCAUGACUCUAAUGUCAUGACAGUCAUCAAAGAUAUUGCCAUGAGCGGAUUGCAAGAAGAACCCUUCUAUGUACUUGACAUUGGUGAUAUUGUGCGAAAACAUCAAAUUUGGAAAGAGAAAAUGCCACGUGUCGAUCCAUAUUAUGCUGUCAAGUGUAACGAUCUUUUAAUCGUUAUCGAAGUCCUGGCUGCCCUUGGAAUUGGAUUCGACUGUGCUUCUAAAAAUGAAAUUAAUAAGGUGUUAAGCAUCGGAGUUGACCCAUCUAGAAUUAUAUUUGCUAAUCCAGCGAAGCCUGCUUCCCACAUUCGUCAUGCUGCUGCUAUGGGAGUGGAAACGAUGACAGUAGAUAACGAGAGCGAAUUGCAUAAAAUUAAGAGAUUCUUUCCAACGGCCAAGGUUGUUAUUCGAAUUCGGUGCGAUGCAGAUGUAGCUCAAUGCCAACUUGGUAUGAAGUUUGGCUGCGAUCCGAACCAUGAAGCUCCUAAUCUUUUACAGCUUGCAAGAAUAUUAAAUUUGGAUGUAAUUGGUAUAAGUUUUCACGUUGGAUCAGGAUGUCAAGAUCCACCUGUCUAUCAUCGAGCUAUUCAUCAUGCAAGAUUAUUAUUUGAUCUGGCAUCUGAUCUUGGAUUUAAUCCGUAUCUGUUAGAUAUCGGUGGUGGUUAUCCAGGAGAUAAAGGAACUAGCAUUGACAAGAUCGCCGAUACCGUCAAUAAAGCUCUCGAUGAAUAUUUUAACACCGAUGCUGUACACGUAAUUGCUGAACCUGGAAGAUUCUACGUAGCAUCUGCAUUUACUCUUGCCACAAGUAUUCACAGCAAACGCCCGGUACAUGGUGAUAAAAAUUUUCCAAAUACAAUCACGGAAAAUAUGUAUUAUAUCAAUGACGGCGUUUAUGGCUCUUUUAAUUGUUUAUUAUAUGAUCAUCAACGAGUAACACCUCUUCCCCUCAAGAAUGGUUGCGGAAAAUUGAUUCCCUCAAGUAUUUGGGGACCAACCUGUGAUGGUUUAGAUAAAGUCGUUGAAAAUAUUCUACUCCAUGAAAUGGAUAUUAAUGAUUGGAUUAUUUUUGAAAAUAUGGGUGCAUAUACUUUACCUGUUGCUUCACCAUUUAACGGAUUCCCAAUACCAAAAGUUCACGUUGUCUCCGAUAAAAACAUUUGGCUCUUAUUGAAAGACGCUUUACCUUUAACCGAAGAUCAUUUUGUAAUUGGUAACACGCCAGCUAACUUACGACUUGGCCUUGAUAUCAAGGAACUAAUAUUGAUGCAUGGCAUAGCCAUGGCAUAGUCUGACAACUAUUUAAUUGGCCUCUACAGACUUUUUAACAGAAGACACAACCAACAUCAUCGUCAAACAUCUACGACAAUGUUAGGGUCAAUCCACUUAAUGAAUAUCUAGAAAAACAACUUUAUACGGUAAACGAACGAACUCGCCAGCUUAAUAUCAUAGAAACUAAAACUAAUAAUCAUAUAAUAUUAAUUAUAUAAUCGCAUUUUUUUUUGUUCUAUUCUUAGUUACAGGAAAAGUUAACUAGUGAACUUUUAUUACAAACAAAUUUCAAUAGUUGCCAUUUCAUUUGAUUUUAUUUGAGGGAAUAUUUUUCCAUUUUUUUUUUUUCCUUUUUUUUUUUUUUUCUUACAUAUAUCAAAUAAAACAUGCUAAAACGUCCAUAAUUGAAAGGAAUUUCGUUUCAUUGAAUACAAAACAUAUAUUGCAACAACAAAAACCAGUACUUAUCUGCAUCACGUAAUUAAAAAUGUUUAGGAUGCAUGCCACGCAUAUACGCAAUAGAAAGAAGAAAAAAAGAAAAAAAAAAGAAAAAAAAGCAGUUGUAGUUUCCUUAUCAUUUUAGACGUAGGCUAUUCGCCAUAGAGGAAUCGAUGUUGAUUAUUAAAAUAAUAUCUUCUUCGUAAAUGUACUAAAAUAGAUUUUGCAUGUUACAAGCAUAUAUGUAUAUACAUAUAUAUAUCGAGUAUAUCUGUCGAGUAUACAAUCUCGAGAUUUAUAAUAGAUAUAUGUAUAUGUAUAUAUAGCCUUAAGAAAACAUACGAAUUUGAUUUCUACGUAUCGGUAUGUAUAAACGAACUAAAGGGUGAUUUCAUACUUAUCACUUAUAAAAUUUAUAUAUAUGUGUGUGUAUAUAUACAUAUAUAUAUACAUACAUACAUACAUACAUAUAGGAAAAUUUAAUUGCACAAUCAUUCGCUUUUAAUAAUUUUGUUUCUUUCGCGAUAAGGGUUUGUCAAUUUAAAAAAAGCUUAAGAGGUAAUAAAUAACUUGAAAAAAAAUGAUGAAAUGAAAAAAAAAGUUAAAUAAAAAUAGCGAGAAAUAAAGGGGAAGAGAAAAAGGGAAUGAACAUAUAAUUUAGCGUUUGAAAAGUGACGUCAUAUGUGCAACACGUAUAUACAUAUAUAGAGAAAAUCAACACAACAAAUAAGUGGCACAAUUAUUUAUACUUGGACUUUCUUCGUAAUGAGAGAAAACAAAAGAUAAAAAAAAAAAAAACAGACGGCAGAU